Messenger RNA from Phycomyces blakesleeanus NRRL 1555(-), 870 nucleotides. RefSeq lists its product as hypothetical. The transcript has a single exon. The record is from RefSeq and is a predicted model, not a curated record. The coding region runs from base 1 to 870 and encodes 289 amino acids. NCBI's taxonomy places the organism in Eukaryota, Fungi, Mucoromycota, Mucoromycetes, Mucorales, Phycomycetaceae.
AUGUCUUCAACAACAAAUACACUUUCCAAUAUAGACCUCUCUGAAGAGGACGCGGCACUGAUAAGCCUUAUUGUUAAGAAGUCUGAUGCUAUAUUCAAAGAAGUAUCCAAGACAGAUGAGCUUGAGGACGAGGAAUUUGAUGAAGAACUUGACGAAGAGCUCAUAAACGAUCAAAUAUUGCCACAAAAGCGCAACGAAAGCAAUAAUUCUGCUCAACAAGAAAAAGUAGAAUUUAUUUCAGCUAUCAAUGAGCUCUAUUUGCAACAGACCUUGAAAGCAAUGAAAUUAAUCAACCAAGACAUCUUCUUCUUGAUCUACAUUGGCAGCGUGUCUAUGAUUCAGGAACGGGUAGUGAUUCGUAGACGAGCUAACCAAGGUACAUACCGUUGGUGGACAAUCGACCACCCAAACCUUACUGACGAAGAGACUGGAGAGCGUGCCUUUAAGACCCAUUAUCGGAUUACGCGAUCAACUUUCGAGAACCUUGUGAAUCUUCUAAAAAACACAGCUGCAUACUCAAGGUUCACUGAUGAACAAAGAAGCACUUGGAAUGUUGCCCAACAGGUUGCUGUUGUUUUAUGGAGAUUCUGUAACACACACUUUGGUUAUAGAAUUGCUAAGGCAACACUUGGUGUUGGCCACGGCUCCUACAAUGAGUUUACAGUACGUUUUAUCAAUACAAUGACAAAAGAAAUUGCCAAUAAGGUCAUUGUAUGGCCAUCAACCAUUCAAAAGCAGAGAGAAAUUGCCAACGGUUUUGCUACUCGUACAAGUACCAGUAUCCAUGGCCAUGACCACUUGAAAGACGUUGUUGGUGCCAUCGACGGGAAACUCGUACAGAUAGAAAAGCCAAGAGUAGAUGGAAAUUGA